Coregonus sp. 'balchen' is the source of this 5066-nucleotide messenger RNA. NCBI's taxonomy places the organism in Eukaryota, Metazoa, Chordata, Actinopteri, Salmoniformes, Salmonidae. The record is from the annotation of a GenBank genome assembly.
AUGCCAAUGAAUGCAUCAUUUUCUUUGAUUUACAGUGUCUGUGAUGUCAACAUGGACAGAGAUGACAGUCAAGAAAAAGGAGAGAGAGAGGAGAUAACGAGUUGUGAUCCACCCUCUGUUGACUGCAUCCUGUCAACUGGUAUGAAAUGCCUUUCUUAUAGCAUGUGACAUCUAAUCUAGAAUGAAAGUUAGCUUAUCUUUAAUCCUCUAGAGUCUACUAAACUAUCAUAUGGCAUUGUUUUAAGAUGGUCAUACCAAGGAUCAUUUAGAUAUUUGAGUUAGAAUUUUAGGACCCCUUUAGGUGUAUAUAUACAAAAAUAUUGAUGAAAUAUUGAAUUUGGCCUUACUGCUAUUAGCUCAUAGAAACGCAUUGAAUAACAGAUUCAUAUAUGGAAAAACAGAAGGAAGUUUGUUUUGAAGAGUCUGGCCUAUAACUGACAGACACUUUUCACCACAGAUGCGGAAGGCCUAUAUCGGCGGAUGCAGUGAAUUGAGACGCAGCCCAUGCAAAAAACAGAUAUCUCUAGCUUAAACAGACCGAUUUUUAUGGGGAUUGUUUAAUUAUGCUAGUUGGAUUUCUGCGGGGCUGCGGAAAUUGACUGAAGAGGUUUAAUGUCAAUGUAGCUGAUUGUGAAAUGCCUCCACACAGCAAGUAGGGAGAUCUGCAGUGUUUGUGAUUCUUUUACUGAGUUGAUUAUUGUCUGAUUUUCAGGUUCUUCUUAUCACACUCCUGCCCUGCCCUCUGACAAUCACACAGUUCCUGAGCCUGCUGGACCAGUGGGAGGAGACAAAAACACCAAUGUGACUUUAGAGGAGCCUACAAAUCCACCUACAUCAGAAUCUAUGGGAGAGAAGGGACUACAAGCAGCUCCUGACCAGGAUCUAGAACCGGCUCCUGUUCUGGUAAAAGAGGAAGAGACUGAUGCGUGCAGUAAGACAGAAUAUCAGAACUGUUCAGGUGGUCAACCAGAGACUGUCCCAGAAGAGGUUUCAGCUGAGAAUGGGCAGGACGACUCAGGGGAGUUUAUGGUCACUAUGUUGGCCAGAGGUAAACUGGAGGAGCAAGGUGUGGGAGUGAAGAGGCGUUCCUCUCCACUGUCAGAGACUGGCGCCCCAGAGGCCCCCCCAUCCCACCGUGAUGAAGACGUGACGGCGGAGAGCUGGAGGCAGCACAGGAAGCAUGUGUUUAUCCUGAGUGAAGCAGGGAAGCCCAUUUACUCCCGCUAUGGCAGUGAAGAGGCACUGUCGUCCACCAUGGGAGUCAUGAUGGCACUGGUGUCCUUUGUCCAGAGUAGUGACAACAUGAUCCGCUCUGUCUACUCAGGUGAGAUUUUCUAGAAUUUCCUUACGUUCAUGACUAUGACAAUAACUGUUACUGAAGGUGUAAUUAACAGUUCACUAUAGGUGUUUAUUCAUCAUCCUUUGCUCCCCGUGUACAGCUUUACAUCAGGUUUCUUCAGUGUCUGUUCUCUCUACCCCCUCCCCCUCAGAUGGGCACACGGUGGUGUUCAUGCAGAAGGGUCCUCUGGUGCUGGUGUCUGUGUCGAGCAGCCGUCAGUCAGAGCAGCAGCUGCGUGGUGAGCUGCUCUACGUCUACUACCAGAUCAUCAGCAUGCUCACCCAGGCCAGCAUCGCACGCAUCUUCGAACACAAGAAGAACUAUGACCUGCGGCGACUACUGGUCGGCUCCGAAAAGAUCCUAGACGGCCUCCUCAACCUGGUGGACUCGGACCCCAGCUUCCUGCUGGCAGCGGUGCACUGCCUGCCACUGGCCUCCUCUCUCAGGGACUCUCUCAGCCAGAUCCUGCAGAAGGCCAUCACCACCAACCUGGUCUUCUCAAUCCUCAUCGCCAAGAACCAGCUGCUCACCAUCGUCCAGGAGAAGACGGUGAUCGAGGACGCCAGGCUGGAGCCUGCUGACGUCCACCUCCUACUCAACCUCAUUGGGGCCUCCUCUGCCUUCCAGGCCGGAGAGAUCUGGACUCCCAUCUGCCUGCCUCUCUUUAACCCUGACUGUUACUUCUAUGCCUACAUCUCCUACCUGGACCCUCCAGAAUGCACUGUGUGUCUGCUGCUGCUCUCUACGGAUAAGGAGGCCUUUUAUGCGGUGGCAGAGUGUAAGAGGAGGAUAGAGGAGGCCAUGCUGGCUCAGAGCUCCCUGAGCCUCAUAGCCAAGGCCCACUCCUACAGUGUGAGCCAGGUGGGCGUCUCAGACCUCAGGCACUUCAUGUACAAGCCCUUUGAUGUGCCAGACAACCACAAGCAGCUCACCCAGUUCACCAGGUAGGUGGUAUCUAUUCUGUUGUGCUUUUGUAACCUUUACCCAGUGAAUGGUUAUGAAUGAUUCACAUCGGUCUAUUUCAUUUAACUUCUUUUUUUAAUGUACUUUUUGGACUAAAUAUACUCUGGAUAGUGGUUCUGCAGUGUGUUUAAUGUGCAGAAAGAUUAGCCUACAAACAUAAUUACUUAAAAAAGGAAUGUCAAAGGUAAACGUAAAAAAACAUGUGCCUCAGGUCAGAUCACAUGCAUCCUCCAGUAGGCCUGUUGCUUAUGAUUACCAUGGUAAUAUUAUGGAAUCAUAGAAAUUGAAAGUGCAUGAUAUCCAUGAUGAUACUAAUAAGAUUGUAGCAUUCUCACUGUAAGAAAAAGUAUGCCUUCAAGUAUUUCUUAUUUAUCUUGAUUGGUAGCUUUGGGUUUCUUAUUAGAUGAGUUGUACCAGGGAACACAACCUUGCAAAAUCUUGUACAUCUGGGGAAAUAAAUAUUCACCAUGCAAUGCUGCGUCACAGAAAGGCUAACAUUUCAGUCUAACUUACAUUAGAGCAUGAUCAAAGUUGGAGAAGCAAACACGUUUAUUUUGCUAAACACAUUAUUGUUUGGCGAUUCCCCUUUGAUGUACAGUGCAUUCGGAAAGUAUUCAGACCCCUUGACUUUUUCCACAAUUUGUUACGUUACAGCCUUAUUCUAAAAUGUAUUACAUUGUUUUUGUCCCCUCAUCAAUCUACACACAAUAGCCACAUUAAAAUUUGUAAUAAAAACUGAAAUAUCACAUUUUACAUAAGUAUUCAGACCCUUUACUCAGUACUUUGUUGAAGCACCUUUGGCAGCGAUUACAGCCUUGAGUCUUCUUGGGUAUGACGCUACAAGCUUGGCACACCUGUAUUUGGGGAGUUUCUCCUGUUCUUCUCUGCAGAUCCUCUCAAGUUCUUUCAGGUUGGAUGGGGAGCCUCGCUGCACAGCUAUUUUCGGGUCUCUCCAGAGAUGUUAGAUUGGGUUCAAGUCCGGACUCUGGCUGGGCCACUCAAGGACAUUCAGAGACUUGUCCCGAAGCCACUCCUCUGUUGUCUUGGCUGUGUGCUUAGGGUCGUUGUCCUGUUGGAAGGUGAACCUUCGCCCCAGUCUGAGGUCCCGAGCGCUCUGGAGCAGGUUUUCAUCAAGGAUCUCUCUGUAUUUUUGCUCUGUCCAUCUUUCCCUCGAUCCUGACUGGUCUACCAUUCCCUGCCGCUGAAACACAUCCCCACAGCAUGAUGCUGCCACCACCAUGCUUCACCGAAGGGAUGGUUCCAGGUUACCUGCAAAGUGACGCUUGGCAUUCAGGCCAAAGAGUUCAUUCUUGGUUUCAUCAGACCAGAGAAUCUUGUUUCUCAUGGUCUGCGAGUCCUUUAGGUGCCUUUUGGCAAACUACAAGCGUGCUGUCAUGUGCCUUUUACUGAGGAGUGGUUUGUCUGGCCACUCUACCACCAAGUCCCUUCUCCCCCGAUUGCUCAGUUUGGCUGGGCGGCCAGCUCUAGGAAGGGCCUUGGUUGGUUCCAAACUUCUUCCAUGUAAGAAUGAUGAAGGCCACCAUGUUCUUGCGGACCUUCAAUGCUGCAGAAUUGUUUUGGUACCAUUCCCCAGAUCUGUGCCUUGACACAAUCCUGUCUCGGCGCUCUACGGACAAUUCCUUUGACCUCAUGGCUUGGUUUUUGCUCUGACAUUCACUGUCAACUGUGGGACCUUUUAUAUAGACAGGUGUGUGCCUUUCCAAAUCAUGUCCAAUCAAUUGAAUUUACCACAGGUGGACUCCAAGUUGUAGAAACAUCUCAAGGAUGAUCAAUGGAAACAGGAUGCACCUGAGCUCAAUUUCGAGUCUCAGAGCAAAGGGUCUGAAUACUUAUGUAAAUAAGGUAUUUCCGUGCAAACAUUUCUAACAACCUGUUUUCACUUUGUCAUUAUGGGGUAUUGUGUGUAGAUUGAUGAGGAAUUUUUAUUUAUUUAAUCCAUUUUAGAAUAAGGCUGUAACGUAACAAUGUGGAAAAAGUCUGAAUACUUUCCGAAUGCACUGUAUACCAUUGGCCGAUAUGCACUGCAUAAUGUCUGAGGUCUUGCUCUGUCCUUGUUUAAAACAUUUCAUGCGCUGUUGAUUUCAGCCCAGAGAUGGAUGGCUCCCUACAGCACAGAGGAGGAGAGGAUGAGGCUGCUGGACCUGUACCGCUACAUGCACGGUCGCAUCCACAGCUCCUCCCGGCCCCUCAAGCUCAUCUACCACGUAGCAGAGAGGGAAACCCUGCUGGCCUGGGUAUGUCACUCCCACAUGGUUUUACACGUGGAAGUGUUACUAUGGGCAGCUCUCUGUACUGGAGGCUGUUUUAGUCUGGAGUCUUGGUCUCACUGACCUGCAUUCUGAUGUAGAUCUGAAGUUCAAGGGUUUACAUUGUAGUAUGUGAGCUAUUUUGGAUUGUUGCUAGCAUUCAUGUUACAUACUUUUCAGCUCAAUGGAACAUACUUUGUAAAUUACUGUUAUUUGAAACUGUUGAAAUGGAUCUGCUAAGUCAACUUAUUGAAUCUCUGUCCUUUACUCUAUAGGUCACAAGUAAAUUUGAAUUGUACACCUGCUUCAGCCCCUUGGUGACUAAGGCCUGUGCCAUUAACGCCAUAACCAAGCUUCUACGGUGGAUCAAGAAGGAGGAGGACCGUCUCUUUAUCCGAUACCCACCCAAGUAUUCAACCACCCCUAACCCCAGCAAAAGCUCCCGAAGGUCUGACCAGCAGGACUCAACAGAUAAUGGCUUCAUGUCUCUCCUAUAG